Molecule: messenger RNA, 3189 nt
Organism: Euleptes europaea (tarantolino)
Lineage: Eukaryota; Metazoa; Chordata; Lepidosauria; Squamata; Sphaerodactylidae
Gene: TTC34
Product: tetratricopeptide repeat domain 34
Exons: 7
Coding region: 1-3189 (1062 amino acids)
Molecular function (GO): protein binding
Source: RefSeq, a predicted model, not a curated record
AUGAUGGCCAGGGCACAGGCUGUUCAUCUUUGUCAGGAAGGGGACGAGCAACUAGCCAUGGGAGAACUUUCACUAGCUACCGCUUUCUACAUGGCUGCAUUCAGCUGCAGCGCCCCAGUGGCUGUAGAGAAGGUGGCAUCUCUGGGAAAGGAGUCACGGGACAAAGUAAUCGACAUCUUGGAGAAGUGGUGUCAAGGCGAGAGCCCUAUUCCCAGGGUUCAGUGUAGAAGCCUAAACACCCCGUCGCUCAACGUGGGGAUUGCUGCUGUCUUCCUCUCGACCCUCAGCCCCAACAACAUGGCAGCCUCCCUUUGCAAGAUGGGGGUCUUGCUCAAUCUGGGCCGCUACGAGGAAGUGGCGAGCCGCUGCGCUUCUCUGCUCGACGGGCACGGCCGCGUCGACCUGGUCCUUACCCGGGCUUUGGCCCUGGUGCUGUCGAAGACACAUGUCCAAAACGGCAUCAUGGACUACCUCCGGGCUUUCGGGGAACACCGGGAGGAGACCGUGACCUUUGUGACCCACAGGCAAGAGGGCCAUUUGCCACAGAUAAUCCAGGCGUUCUUGGAUUUCGUCUCAUGUCAGGAAAACGGACGUCGAUCCCAGGGCCCGGAGAGCAGGCUGAGCAGCUGCUACGACUUCCUAGUUGCCGUAGCACCGGAGGACAUCCGCGUAUGCCAAGCCCAAGCAGCGUAUUUCUUCGAGACACACAAAUAUAAGGAGUGUGUGUCAGUCUACAGCAAGGCUUUAGAGGCCUUGUCCGCCAGUGGUGCAUUAUGGAACGAGAGAGCUGCCAACCUUCUCAUGGACAGGGCUGCGGCUUACUUCUCUUUGGGCGGGCGGGUGCAGGAAACGAUGCGGGACUUGACCGAGGCCUUCAAGGUGAACGCCAACGUGUCAAAGAGGCGCUUUGGUGAACUUUUUUCCGCUUGCGACACUGAGAGGAUUGAAAAACACGCCAGAGCGGCCCUAGACGUGGAGUUUGCGGCGUACAGGGAAGCCGUGCGGACGCGGCCCGAAGUUCGCAGUGACGGCGGCAAGGAGCUGCUCUCCCCCGUCAUCUGCACCCUUCGGUUUCUCACUGAGAUCUCCCUGGGGGCCAGGAGGGAACUCGGUGUACGAUUAGCAGACUGCUACGUCUUGGAGGGCAAUAUCGAGAAAGCCUUGGAACUGUGCAACUGCCUUCUGGAAUCUGACCAGGAGACAUAUCACAACACUCUCCUUGCCCUGCGUGGAUUUUGCUACCUCCACACCCAGAGGUUUAAGGAGUCCCUCCAGGACUUCCAGAAGAUCAUCGAACACACCUCCCCGCAUCCCAGUAGCUGCGUGAAAGCUUUGUGUGGCCGUGGCUUGAUUCGGAUUUUGAGCGGAAGCCCUUACCUUGCAGCGCUAGACUAUAUCACUGCCUGUCGGCUUCGGUUUGAGGAGACCGGCUUCGUGGUCAAGUCCUAUGUUCCGUGGAACCAAAGAGGCCACCUGGUGAAGGUGCUCCAAGAAGAAGGGCAGAAGAUACUAGAGAAGAAUCAGGACCUGAGAGGCAGCUCACCUUCCCAACAGAACAAAUCAGGGGCGUCGAAUGGAUUCCUGAUGAAAGAAGGGGAUGCAUCCGGGGCCCACCAGCUGGCUUCUCUCCUUUUAGAACUGGAUGAUUCCGACGAGGCAUCGCAGAUCCUGUGCGCCGACGCCCUGUACCAGGUGGGCCGAGUGGAUGAAGCCCACAAGAUCCUCCUAGUGGCUCUGUCCAAAACCACCCAGAGAUCUGCCAUCCUGGCCAGGCUGGCUGUGCUUCAGUUGAAGAGAAGCUUUCUAUAUGACUGCAAUCAGCUCCUCAAAAAGACGAUCCAGUCUGGAGACACCAGCUGCCUCGUGGCCAUUGUGAAGAUUUUAAAAGAUGAAGACCGGGCCCUGCUGCAAAGUCACUGCCAUGCCCGGGCCGUGACAAUCCUGAAGAACAAGCAAAGUGACGGGUACAUAAAAGAGGCCAUCACUUACCUCUCCUUUGCCAUCACUGCAGCCGGGGGGUUUGCUGUAGAUUCCCUUCUGACUCGAGCUCGAUGCUAUGGGCAUCUUGGCCAGAAGAAAACAGCCAUAUUUGAUUUUAAUGCCAUUCUAAAAGAAGACCCUGGGAAUGUGCCAGCUCUGACUGGAAGGGGAUUCAUUCACCUGGCCCUGAAUCAGAAGAAGGAGGCCGUGUCUGAUCUGAUCUCUGCCAUCAAAGCCAAUCCAGACUUGGCGGUCACAGAAAUCCUCUCCUUGAAGCAGGAGGCCCAGAUGCUGAUCCAUCAGUGGCUGCUCGAUCGCUGCAGGACUGCGCUAUUUGAACUCGGUGCUACCAAAGAGCCGCCAGCCAGAGAGGUUCUGAAGGAGCUCAUCAUAACUGGAGAACUGCUCGUGAAAAUAAACAGCAGGGAAACAAAGAGUCACGUCCUUUACGUGGACACGUUAGCAGUGGAUGGGAGACACGAAGAGGCCCUGGCUCACCUCCAGGGAAUAUUUGGCCAGGCUCCACCUGAUGAUUCAGUCAACUCUCGGUAUGGCAUUCUUCAGGUCAAGAAGAGAAACAUCUACACAGCAGCUCAUAUUUUGGCAGGUUUAGCUGCGAAGGACUAUGAUGAGCUACCAUUCCUCAUGAACUUGUUAGACACCAGGCAGCGGCAAAUCCUGGCAGAGGUUGCUUCCAAAGAGGGAAAUGCGCUGGUGAAAGAGGACUGUCAUGGGAAAGCUGUUGGCUAUUACUCCCUGGCCGUCUUGGCAAGCAACAGCAACCCCCGGUACCUUCGCCAGCGUGCCUCAUGCCGAGCUCAUCUGAAGGACUACCGAAGGGCUUUGAAGGACAUGGACAGGGUGAUCCGAAACCACGGGACCAAUGGCCUGAGGACCAAAGUGGAGGAUUUCUGUUCCCAGGGGCACAUGCUCUUGGCCGUUUCCGAGGAGAAAGAGGCAGUGAAGCAGUACAUAAAAGCCCUUCGGCUGGAACGGGGGUUGGCUCUGAGUAGUAUCGCGGCCGGCCCCGACAGGGAAGCGCUGUCCAAAGCAUUCCUACAAACUGCGCAAUCCUGCUUUGAAACGUCCCUGUUCGAAGAAUCCUGGGCGGCCGCAGAAUUCGGCCUGGUCGUUGACCCGAACAGUAAUGACCUUAAGAAACUGAGAACAAGACUCAAACGGGAGAGUUCUGGAUGCCGAGUUCACUGA